UGGAAAGGGACAACCCCGGGCUGGAACAUUGCUUUUCAUUGUGAGUCGUAUGACUGAGUGAGGGGAAUAGGAGCAGUAGGCUGAGCUGUGCAGCAUCCCAGUGGCACGGGAGUCCCAAGGCACAGCAGAUAUUCCCCUUCCAGGAACUGAGUGACUGGCUCGUUGUGCGCGCCGCCUGUCUGGAUGUGGCCGGUACCUGCUGCUGCUGUACCAGAGCGUGUGUGAGUCCCUUCAUGCAGAGCCCGGCUGGAUACAAACUACUGCUAGAAACUUUCUACCCCUCUGAGUGAACCCCUGGCCAACCGUGCACAAUGGGCAGCAAAGGACAUUACAGAUACCACUGGCAAAGCCACAAUGUCAAGCACAGCGGAGUGGAUGAUAUGGUUCUUCUCUCCAAAAUCACAGAAGAUUCUAUAGUAGACAAUCUAAAGAAACGUUAUAUGGAUGACUUCAUUUUUACAUACAUCGGGCCAGUGCUCAUCUCAGUGAAUCCCUUUAAACAGAUGCCUUACUUUGGAGACAAGGAAAUAGAAAUGUACCAAGGAGCUGCUCAGUAUGAAAAUCCACCACAUAUCUAUGCGCUGGCUGACAAUAUGUACAGAAACAUGAUCAUAGACCGGGAAAACCAAUGUGUUAUUAUAAGUGGUGAAAGUGGUGCAGGAAAAACAGUGGCUGCAAAAUACAUCAUGAGCUACAUCUCAAAGAUUUCUGGAGGUGGUUCUAAAGUUCAGCAUGUUAAGGAUAUCAUUCUACAAUCAAAUCCCUUGCUUGAAGCCUUUGGAAAUGCUAAGACAGUACGGAAUAACAAUUCAAGUAGAUUUGGAAAAUACUUUGAAAUACAGUUUAGCCCAGGGGGAGAACCAGAUGGCGGAAAGAUCUCAAAUUUUUUGCUGGAAAAAUCUCGUGUGGUAAUGAGAAAUCCAGGAGAAAGAAGCUUUCACAUUUUUUACCAGUUGAUUGAAGGUGCAUCAAAAGACCAAAAAGAGAGUCUGGGAAUCACAAGCUUAGACUACUAUAACUACCUUAACCAGUCCGGGUCCUACAAAGUAGAUGAUAUUAAUGAUAAGAGAGACUUUCAGGAAACCAUGCAUGCAAUGAAUGUCAUUGGAAUCUCUGCUGAAGGACAAGCCAUGGUUAUGCAGAUAGUAGCGGGAGUCCUUCACUUGGGAAAUAUAAGUUUCAAAGAGAAAGGCAACUAUGCAGCUGUAGAAAAUGAAGAAUUUCUAGCCUUUCCUGCCUUUUUAUUGGGGAUAGACCAAAACCGCCUGAAGGACAAGUUAACCAGCAGACAGAUGGACAGCAAAUGGGGAGGGAAAUCAGAAUCUAUUAAUGUGACACUAAAUGUGGAGCAAGCCUGUUACACCAGAGAUGCCCUUUCCAAGGCACUUCAUGCUCGUGUGUUUGAUUACCUGGUUGAUUCUAUUAAUAAAGCUAUAAAGAAAGAUCAUGAAGAUUAUAAUAUUGGAGUCCUGGAUAUCUAUGGUUUUGAAAUAUUUCAGAAAAAUGGUUUCGAACAAUUCUGCAUCAAUUUUGUGAAUGAGAAACUGCAGCAGAUUUUUAUAGAACUGACUCUCAAGGCCGAACAGGAAGAGUAUGUUCAAGAAGGAAUCCGAUGGACCCCAAUAGAAUAUUUCAAUAAUAAAAUUGUAUGUGAUCUCAUUGAGAACAAAGUGAAUCCUCCUGGUGUGAUGAGUAUUUUGGACGAUGUCUGUGCCACGAUGCAUGCAGUGGGUGAAGGGGCAGAUCAGACACUUCUUCAGAAACUACAGAUGGCCGUUGGGACUCACGAACAUUUUAAUAGCUGGAACCAGGGCUUUAUCAUACACCAUUAUGCUGGGAAGGUGUCCUAUGAUGUCGGCGGAUUCUGUGAGAGAAAUCGGGAUGUUCUAUUUAUGGAUCUCAUUGAACUAAUGCAGAGUAGCCAGCAGUAUUUCAUGCAGGCUCUAUUUCCUGAAAAUCUUCAAGCAGAAAAGAAAGGGCGUCCUACAACUGCAGGCAGUAAGAUCAAGAAACAAGCUAAUGAUCUAGUCAACACUCUGAUGAAAUGCACUCCACACUACAUUCGCUGCAUCAAACCCAAUGAAACAAAGAAACCCAGAGACUGGGAGGAGAGCAGGGUCAAACAUCAGGUUGAAUAUCUUGGAUUGAAGGAAAACAUACGUGUGCGCCGUGCUGGAUAUGCAUACAGAAGGGUAUUCAAGAAAUUCUUGCAAAGAUAUGCAAUCCUUACCAAAGAGACCUGGCCAUCAUGGAGGGGAGAUGAGAAGAAAGGAGUUCUCCACCUACUGCAUUCUGUCAACAUGGACUCUGAUCAGUUUCAGCUUGGGAAAACCAAGAUCUUUAUUAAAGCCCCAGAGUCUCUCUUUCUGCUGGAGGAGAUGCGUGAGAGGAAAUACGAUGGCUAUGCUCGCUCAAUUCAGAAAGCCUGGAGGAAGUAUGUUGCACGGAAGAAAUAUGUGCAGAUGAGAGAACAAGCAUCUGACCUGUUCCUUAACAAAAAGGAAAGAAGACGGAAUAGCAUUAACAGAAAUUUCAUUGGUGACUACAUUGGUAUGGAUGAACACCCAGAGCUUCGCCAGUUUGUUGGGAAAAGAGAAAAAAUUGAUUUUGCAGACACCGUUACUAAAUAUGACAGAAGGUCUAAGGGUGUGAAACGGGAUCUUAUUUUAACCCCAAAAUCAAUCUACCUAAUUGGGCGGGAAAAGAUGAAACAAGGUCCAGAGAAGGGGUUGGUGAAAGAGGUUUUGAAAAAAAAGAUUGAUGUAGAACGGAUUCUUUCAGUCUCUUUAAGCACUAUGCAAGAUGAUUUCUUUAUACUCCAUGAACAAGAAUAUGACAGCCUUCUGGAAUCACUAUUCAAGACAGAAUUUGUAAGUCUUUUAUCAAAGCACUAUGAGGAAAAGACUCAAAGAAAACUACCUCUAAAAUUUAACAAUAUUCUUGAUAUGAAGUUAAAGAAGGAAAACUGGGGCCCGUGGAGCGGAGGGGCUGGCUCCCGCCAAGUGCAAUUUCUUCAAGCACAGGGAGAUUUAGCAGCAAUGAAACACAGUAGCAAGGUGCUCCAGGUCAGCAUUGGACCAGGCCUGCCAAAGAACUCCCGCCCAACCAGACGGAACAUUACAAAUGGAAGAGGCAACGCUAGCAAAUCUAAGUCUUACCCAAGUAGAGCUGCCCCACCACCACCAGGAGGUCAUCAGAAUGGAAUAAUAAUGAACCCCCCAUUUGGGCAUCACCCACCCAAAGUAGCCAACUCUCGGAUGUCGCAUGCGGACCACCCAACUUUACCACGGCAAGUUACUGGAUCUUCAAGCAGAAAUCCACAGCAACCACAGAGCCUGGACUUCCUCAGAGUUCCUGACCAAGGGGUUGCUGGCGCCCGUAGGCAGUCAACAAACCGCCCCCCUCCGGGAGGUGGAAGGCCUAAACCUCAGCCAAAGCCCAAACCGUACGUACCCCAGUGCAAGGCUCUAUAUGCGUAUGAUGCCCAGGAUACUGAUGAGCUCAGCUUCAAUGCCAAUGACAUCAUUGAAAUCAUCAAAGAAGACAACUCCGGUUGGUGGACAGGAAAACUACGAGGCAAACAGGGACUUUUCCCUAACAAUUACGUUACAAAGAUAUAGGAUACGGAAGCAAGAAGAAUGCAGAGUGGGAUCUAUGACCCUCCCUACAGGAACAACUUAGUAGUAUUUAUACUUGAGAUGUGGAAUCCAAAUAAGUGUGGUGUGUACUCAUGGAGUCAACCUCAUAGCUAAAGGCAACAAUGGAUCAUCGAAGCACUGAACUACAAAAAGAUCUAUUUAUUGUAUUUUAUCCUAUAUAAAACGUUUUCUCCCAAAGUGGCCCAGAAUGCAUUGCUGAGCAAUGUGAUUCUGGCUUUUUGAAACCAAAAGGCAGUGAAAGUGCUUGGGUUUUGUGUAGUGUAAUGAAAUGUUUGGCUGUGGCAGGGUUGUGAUAAUAAGUGCCUUUAAAUUUUAAUAAUGUAACUUAUAUGAAGAUAUAUAUAUAUAUACACAAUUCUGUUUUCCAUUUGCAUAGGGAUGAAGGAAACUAUUGCAUAUGCUGCUAAAACAUUGCAAUAUAUAUAUAUUUUUACUGAUGGCAGGAACAAUAAGUACUGUGCAUAGCAAUAUUGGAUGUUCCUCAGUGGUGCAGUAGUAAUGUAAGUGCAGAGAACUCAAUGAGUUUGUCCUGCAUAAUCUUCUAUUGAAAUAUGGCUGGACCAUGUUAUUGUCUUGCAAUUGCCUGUUACAGGGCGCAUCUCUGAAAGCUGUACGUUUUUAAAGCAAAUUCUACAUACUGUAAAUUCUAUAUUCUGUACAUACAAAUAUAUAAAGUGAAACCAUGUAUGAAUGUAUCAUGUAGUUUUAAUAACUGUACCAGGUACUUAGGAAAAUAGGCACUUAGGUUUGUAAUGCUUUAAUCAUCAUAUACUGUUGCUUGUGAAGGAAAUACAAUUGAAGAGACAUUUCCUGAAAUCAAAUGAAUAGAAAGCUGCCCCUGAUUGGUGCAGGUUGGCUUUUUGCACCAGGCCGUGCCACGGCUUCUAGUCGGAGAGGAGUAGGGUUAAUUAGGAGGUGCUGUGUAUAUAAGUCCCAGUUUGCAGACUUGCAAGGCUUCAGCUCUUAGUAAGAUGAUGACAAAAUAGUGUGAAUGAAAGGAUUAAAGUGUAAAUAGGAGAGGUAAGUAAAGUGUAUGCAAGAACAAUGGAACAUAUUACCUGUACUUUCAUGCUGAUCCCAUACAGGAUAGGUUGGGAAAACCUGGAAGUCCUUAAUAAACAUUUUUGUCUCUA
Messenger RNA from Xenopus laevis (African clawed frog), 4792 nucleotides. It is a transcript of the gene myo1e.S, whose product is annotated as unconventional myosin-Ie. The record is from RefSeq and is a predicted model, not a curated record. Gene Ontology annotation, cellular component: myosin complex; actin cytoskeleton; plasma membrane. The transcript is spliced from 28 exons. The coding region runs from base 312 to 3620 and encodes 1102 amino acids. Gene Ontology annotation, molecular function: actin filament binding; microfilament motor activity; cytoskeletal motor activity. Gene Ontology annotation, biological process: glomerulus development; endocytosis; actin filament organization. Lineage: Eukaryota; Metazoa; Chordata; Amphibia; Anura; Pipidae.